This is a messenger RNA of Pomacea canaliculata, 1930 nucleotides long. RefSeq names its product V-type proton ATPase subunit d 1-like. Gene Ontology annotation, molecular function: proton-transporting ATPase activity, rotational mechanism. Lineage: Eukaryota; Metazoa; Mollusca; Gastropoda; Architaenioglossa; Ampullariidae. Gene Ontology annotation, biological process: vacuolar transport; proton transmembrane transport; vacuolar acidification. The transcript is spliced from 8 exons. Gene Ontology annotation, cellular component: early endosome; proton-transporting V-type ATPase, V0 domain; plasma membrane proton-transporting V-type ATPase complex. Bases 104 to 1153 code for a protein of 349 amino acids. The record is from RefSeq and is a predicted model, not a curated record.
CUAUCGUGUCAAGACGUAAGGGGGCAGUGGCGUGUCAUGUGAUUGAGAAGCUGCUGGUGGCGAUAAUAAUAUCAGCGGCACGGGAAAGUGGAAAGGUGCAAAAAUGCUUCCAGAGCUUACGUUCAACAUCGAUCAUGGAUAUUUGGAGGGUCUUGUAAGAGGCUUUAAAUCCGGGAUUCUGAAACAAUCCGAUUAUCUGAAUCUUGUUCAGUGUGAAACUCUUGAAGAUCUAAAACUUCACCUUCAGAGUACAGACUAUGGCAACUUCCUGGCCAAUGAACCCAGUCCUCUUACUGUGUCUGUUAUUGAUGACAAGCUGCGGGAGAAGCUAGUGAUUGAAUUCCAACACUUGCGCACACACUGUUUGGAGCCUCUGGCCACAUUUCUGGACUAUAUGACAUAUGGCUACAUGAUUGACAACAUCAUCCUUUUGAUCACUGGCACAUUACAUCAACGUCCUAUUACUGAACUGAUCAACAAGUGUCAUCCACUGGGCAGCUUUGAACAGAUGGAAGCAAUCCAUAUUGCAUCCACUCCAGCCGAACUGUAUAAUGCUGUGCUGGUUGACACACCUCUGGCACCAUAUUUCCUAGACUGCAUCAUGGAGCAAGAUCUAGAUGAGAUGAACAUUGAGAUCAUCAGGAACACCCUGUACAAGGCAUACCUGGAGGAUUUUUACAACUUCUGCAAGUCGCUAGGUGGAGCCACAGAGGAAGUCAUGUGCUCUGCCCUGUCUUUUGAGGCAGACAGAAGGGCUUUCAUCAUCACCAUCAACUCAUUUGGCACUGAGCUAAGUAAGGAAGACCGUGAAAAGCUGUACCCACGCUGCGGCAGUCUUUAUCCUGAUGGUCUGGACAUGCUGUCACAGAGUGAGGAUUACGACCAGGUCUCUCGGGUUGCUGAUUACUAUGCAGAGUACCGAGAAUUGUUUGAUGGUGCAGGAAACAACCCAGGGGACAAAACAUUGGAGGACAAGUUUUUUGAGCAUGAGGUAAAACUGAUGAAGGACUCCUUCAUGCAUCAGUUCCAAUUUGGAGUGUUCUAUGCCUAUGUCAAACUCAAGGAGCAAGAAAUUCGCAACAUCAUCUGGAUUGCAGAAUGUGUGGCACAGCGCCAUCGAGCGAAGAUUGACAGCUAUAUUCCAGUGUUUUAAAUCCUUACUUUCCUUUUUUGCCACUUUUCUAGAGGGUCUUCUUUAUCUCCACUGACUUUAUUUCCAAAGAAUUUUAGAUGUUUGGUGUAAGCUGAUAAGAGUUACGGACUGAUACAUUUUGAUUCUGCAUAACCCAUAGUGUACUUCUUACUAAAAGGUCAUAACUAGUGCAAGGCAGUAAAUCUUGCUAUGAGGUUCUUCUGUGUUAACUGGACUUUGUACAAAAUAAGUGACAUAUGGCUGUGAUUACUUGUGUACAUAGAUUUAUGUUAAUGGUUAAUGGCAUAAUUCAGAACAUUUGAUAACCUCCAUGUGCUCUUUAUGUAUACAUAGACAGCGAUGCAAAAAUAAAUGUGCAAAUAUUGGUUUAGAACCUUCACACAACUAUAUGCAGACAGAUAAAGCAUAGCCAUCAGUUUCAGAAUACUUAAGUUUUAAGAAUUAUUUAUUCUACAGCAUUAUGAAAGGAAAAUGUAGUCAUGGUUUGAUGGAAACCAGAAUGGAUGCAAAGGUACUAAAAAUCAAUAAUAAUCAUCAUGGUUGAGUACCACCAUUCUCUUGUGGGCUUUUUUUUUUUAAUGCAGUGUGUCAACAAGGCUUGUGUCCUUGAGAUUAACUCAUUACUAGACAUUGUAUGCUUCUGUUAUUGGAGUGGUAAGAAGUGUAGUUUCGGGGAAAAUGGUGAAAAUUAAAAAAAUAUAUUUUUCAGCCCUUUUUUUUAAUUUGUAAAGACAUUCCAUGCGGUACAAAGAAAAAAUAAAUUUGUUUGUGAAUUCA